This is a messenger RNA of Caenorhabditis remanei, 624 nucleotides long. RefSeq lists its product as uncharacterized. The coding region runs from base 1 to 624 and encodes 207 amino acids. The record is from RefSeq and is a predicted model, not a curated record. The transcript is spliced from 6 exons. Lineage: Eukaryota; Metazoa; Nematoda; Chromadorea; Rhabditida; Rhabditidae.
AUGAUUGAGUCAGUGUUUGAUGUUGUGUUCCUUCCGUUGGCUGAUUUCGCAGUUCAAUUUGUGAUUCCUGGAGUUCUUCUGGCACUUCUUCAUGUCGGUUUUAUCAGAGAACCAGAGAUUGAUAUGGGAGAUUUGACUAAACAUAAUCGUUUCGGAAGAACUCCUCGAGAUCAAACACGUAUUCUAAUAACUACAGUAACCAUCAGUUUUCUCGUAGUACAAGUUCCAACUGCAUUCAUCACAACUCUGUCGCUAACAAUCAAUCAUUUUCAGAAUAAUAAUGCACUAAUGGUGUUAGCAUUGGUGACUGGACAUCUCCAACCACUUCUCUCAAUUACAACCAUGGCUGCGAACACAGCAGCACUUCUAACUGCUUAUUAUGUCAUUGUCAAAGAUGAUGACGAAGAUGUUGGCGAUAGUCGUACAUCAAUAAGUGACAAUGAAUGUCAAAAUGAACUAUUACUCCGAGCACAACAAUCCACGUCACGGCGUGGUACUAGGCAAGUGUGGAACAGUAUUCGAAGAAUUUCUCGUACGUAUCUCAGUGUAAGCCACUCAUUUGACACUGGAUCUCUCCGUUCAUUUUCUCGUAAAGGAUCUGCAAUUGGAGAUGAUAUUCUGUGA